This is a messenger RNA of Striga asiatica, 1549 nucleotides long. Lineage: Eukaryota; Viridiplantae; Streptophyta; Magnoliopsida; Lamiales; Orobanchaceae. The record is from the annotation of a GenBank genome assembly.
UCCGUUGGAUCAACCUGCUUGGUAUCCUAUGGUGCAAAAUGAUGCAGGGUGCUGUAUAAGUAUGUACACCAGGCACACUGUAUCCGAGCUCCGAAGCGAGAAGGUGAACGCCUGAACAGUGAACCAAACUCGAAGAAGAAAUAAAAAGCGGAAAAAGGGAAAAUAAAAUUAGCAAAUCUGAAAAUGGCAAUGGCAGCUCGUUUAAGAUCUGGCCUUCCUCUCCUCCGCCGGGCCCUCAACGCCGGUAACCUCUUCGCUGCCGAGAGAUCCGUAGCUUCAAUGGCCGCCGUCUGCCCGAUUGUCUCCAAGCCGGAGGUGGUACCCCGUAAGAAAGAGCUUGAAAUCACUAGUAACCAUCCUUCGCGUCUUCCUGAAGAUGUUUUUUUACAUUUGAAUUGGCUUCUUAAUGGCUUUAUCCCCCUAUUUUUGUGGUUCGCAAGGAGUUACGCGAGUAGUCCUCCUGCAAAUCAGCCGAAAGUCAAGACAUACUUGCUGCUUGCUAGUAGUUAUGGAUCUUGGGAGAUCAGUGUCUCAACCAGGAGAGUCCACUACUGUAUCUGCAUUACCUGGGUGGAUAGUGAUAUAGUCAUUAUCAUUUUUGGUCACACUAUCUCGGAAACUGUUCAAAAUUGUCCUCUUGCCAUCAUCGUUGUCGUUCCUUUGAAACUGUAUGGCGUUUCUGGGAACUAUGCCACAGCUUUGUACAUUGCAGCAGUUAAAGCCAAUGUGCUUGAUAAGGUUGAGUCCGAGCUGCAUAUGUUAAUCCAGGCGUCCAAGAAAAGCCCAACCUUUUCUCAAUUCAUGAAGGAUUUAUCAGUUACUGCAGAUACAAGGGUGAAAGCUAUAAAGGACAUUUGUGCUGAAACUAAAUUUUCUGAAAUCACGAAGAACUUCUUGGUAUCCAUCAACUUGUUUGUCAUCUUACCAACAGUUGUUGUAGCCGAAUCUGGGAGGCUGGGGCACUUAGAUCGUAUAGCACAGAGAUUUUCUGAACUGACUAUGGCACAUAGAGGAGAAGUUAAAGCUAUAGUGACCACUGUGAUUCCCCUUUUCUUCACAACUCAUCUUGUUACCCCUUCUCUGCUUUCUCUUGGACAUGCUAAAGGGCACGACUCAAUUCACGAGCUCUUGUGUCUGCAGCCUUUACCUCCAGAAGAGGAGAAAGAGCUGAAGGAAACACUGCAGCAUAUACUUGGACAAGGGACAAAAGUUAUAGUUGAGCAGAAAAUUGAUCCGAGUAUUCUUGGUGGGCUUGUGGUGGAAUUUGCGCAGAAAGUGUUUGACAUGUCCAUAAAGACUAGGGCUGCCCAGAUGGAGCGAUUCUUACGCCAGCCUAUCAACUUGGAUGGCCACUAAAAGUUUUGUGCUUCUCAUCAGAAGGGCUCGCAUCCUGUUUGUUUACUGUGAUUUUGUUGUGAAAACUGAAACAUGCAUUUCAUUUGUAUUUUGAAGGGUAAUUCGGUUCAUAGGGCCUGUUUUUUCCUAACAUUGUUGAAGUGCUGCAUGCAAAUAAAAGCUACUCAUCCUUUGUUCUUCGACAGGAACUUUC